This is a messenger RNA of Jatropha curcas, 1313 nucleotides long. RefSeq lists its product as uncharacterized. Lineage: Eukaryota; Viridiplantae; Streptophyta; Magnoliopsida; Malpighiales; Euphorbiaceae. The record is from RefSeq and is a predicted model, not a curated record.
AAGGAGAAAAAUAUCAAAAUUGGACCAUAUGCAAAUGUACUUGACAACCCAUUUAAGACGGCAAUGACUUUUGAGUUCCUCCGUGGUGACUUGUAUGGAGAAGAUGACCAGAAGAUUAUUUAUCUUCCAAUAAAGAUUUUGCUGUUUAUGAACUGGUUAAUCUCCAAACUUAACAUUUCUUGUAUGCAUCUCCUUCCUCCUGUCAAGCAACCAUCCAAUCUUUAUGGCAAGUGAAGAAUUCAACUUCUGGGGCGUAGGCCAAUCUCAAUACUACGAGAGUAUAACUGAUGAAGAUGGCAGCGAAAGGGAGUUUGGAGGAAAUUUUGAGCAAGAGUUCGAUGAUUUUUCAGUAGGCUUAUGGAAAACCAAUACAUCAAGAAAUGUUAGAAAUGAAACUUCCCGUCUGCUCCCUGUCAACCAUCCACAUAGUAAUAUAUCGCCAAAACCAGAGUCAAAAGCCAUGGCAGAAGCUAGGAAGGAGCUCAUGGAGAAGAUCAAUGACAUGCCAGAGUCCAGUUAUGAACUGUCUUUAAAGGAUAUUGUAGAUGAGAAAGAACAGCUUGCUCUGCAAAGGGAAAACGAGGAGAAAGAGAAAGCUAUUGAAGGAACUGGCUUCGAUUUGAACACUAGUGAAACUCAAAUCAAGAAACAGUCAAAGAAAAACAUAAAGAAUAUUGCUAAGUCUGAUCGGAUAUCGAGAACUGGUAGUAUGGGAAAAGAAAGUUUCUUGAUCAAGAUGUUCAUCCCCAGCACAUUCAGUUGGAAGAAAAAAACUAGCGAAAAUGAUCCAAAGGCAUUUCGAAAGCCGUCCUUUCAUGUACAGGAGAGUCAUGUAGACGAGGAGUGGGGGAUAAAAAGAUUCUUGUCUGCAGGAGAUCGUAAAAGAAGCAAUACAAGUAGUACCAGUAGAAGCAGCAGCAGCAGCAGCACUAACAGUAGUAGAUGCACCAGCAGCAGCAGCAGCAAGUCAAGCAGGAGCUUCUCUCCAGGUUGCUGGCCUUUCUUCUGCACCAGGAAAAGUAAACACAUGAGAGAUAGAGGUAGAGGAUGCUUCUUCUGAAUGAGCUUAGGAUUGUUUUACAACAGCAUAACGACAAGCUUCGAAUGGAAAACACAAGAAAAUUGACGAGAAAUCUCCAUAGAAAAAUGCCCAUGGCAUCCACCUUUGUUGCUGGUGAUCGAUGCUGAUUGUUUCUCGGCUACUACAGCAGCUAAAAACUUUACAUAAAGCAGCCAAAAACUUACUGAGAAGAUAAACAAAUGACAUGCUCUGUUUUGAAUAUCUGUGAUUCCUGAAUUUGUUUCUUUUCAAA